GGAUACUGAAGUUGGCAUAGCUCUCACCCGAAACAGAGACCCACCUUUCUCGUCCGAAGAUGACCACUGCUCAGGAUUUAGUGUUGGUUGCCAAAGUCUCUCUCCUUCUGUUUUCUUUUCUCUCAGUGUGUUUCUGGGACCAAGCUUUGUGUUCUCCUGGGGAAGGACUGAAACAGUGGCAGAAGUCUCCAACUAUCACCAGCCACCAAAACAAGAGCCUCUAUCUGCACACACCUUUCCCCUCUAACUUUCUCUGGGGAGUGGGGACAUCUGCCUAUCAGACGGAGGGCUCCUGGGACCAAGGAGGGAAGGGACCGUCCAUCUGGGACCACUUUACCCACACAAGGGGAGCCAGCACAGGGACAGCAGAUACCGCUGCUGACAGCUACACUCGAUGGGAAGAGGACGUGAAGGCGGUCAAGUACUUGGGAACCCAAACGUACGUCUUCUCCCUCUCUUGGCCACGGCUCUUUCCCAACGGCGUCGGAGACCCCAACUCUGAGGGGGUGGCCCACUACCAGCGUCUGAUCAGCAGGCUUCAAGCCGAGGGCAUCACGCCAGUGGUGACGCUCUACCACUGGGACCUGCCACUGGCCCUGCAGGAGCCCUACGGGGGCUGGAAGAAUGACAGCACCGUGGAGGCUUUCGUGGAGUAUGCCACCUUCUGCUUUCGGACGUUUGGAGGCUCGGUGAAGUACUGGCUCACCAUGCAUAAUCCGUACCUGAUUGCGGUGCAAGGCUACGGCACUGGAGUUCAUGCGCCAGGGGAAAGCCAUGACCCGGCUGCCACCUUUAUUGUUGGUCACAACCUCAUUAGGGCUCACGCUAAAGUUUGGCAUGUGUACAACACCCAUUUCCGCCCACACCAAAAUGGCCAGGUUUCCCUAACACUGGGAUCCCACUGGAUAGAGCCGUUCAACGGAGAGUCGACACCUGCCAGUGUCCAACUCUGCCAGAAAUCCAUGGAGGCAGUAAUUGGUUGGUUUGCGGGUCCAAUUCAUGGCACUGGCGACUACCCAGCCUCCUUGAAAGACUCCAACCGAGGGCUCAUCCCUGAGUUCUCCCCAGAGGAGACAGCCUUUGUCCAGGGCACAGCCGACUUCCUCUCCCUGGCUUUCGGGCCGGACACUCUCCGCAUGGGUCAGCGCCUGCCUCUGUUUGGACAGGUGUUGUCCAUGGAUCUGAGGAAGGUGCUUGGCUGGAUUCGGCUGGAGUAUGACAACCCCGCGGUGCUGGUGGCUGAGAGUGACUGGUUCACUGACGCAUCGGUCAGAUGGGAAGACACUCUGGCCAUAUAUGUCAUGAGGAGAUUGUUGGGCCAGGUGCUUGAAGCUGUGACAUAUGACAAUGCACAGGUCUUUGGAUACACAGCUUGGUCUCUGGUGGAUGGAUUUGAGUGGAAUUUUGGCUACACAGUGAGGAGGGGUUUAUUCUAUGUGGAUCUCAAUGGUACAGACCUGAGCAGGGUCCCCAAAACCUCUGCAAAGUUCUACAGGCAAGUUGUUCUGAACAAUGGCUUCUCUGACUCAGAGAGCUCUGAGAGCAUUCAUGGAGAGUUCCCCUGUGAUUUCCAAUGGGGAGUGGCAGACCCUGUGCUACAUAUUCGUCUCCACCCGUACUCCGCUCAGUUUAUUGACCCCAACCUCUAUCGCUGGAACUUCUCAGGUGAUGGCAGUCUGCGCCCGGUUUCCGGGGUGACCCUCCGCACACGUGGCGCUCAGUGCACUGACUUCCUGUCCAUCCGACGCCACCUGCAACUUCUCGAGACGACCCACGUCACGCACUACCGCUUUGCCCUGGACUGGUCCCUCCUUCUCCCCGACGGAGAUCCCUCACACGUGGACCAAGAGGCGCUCAGGUACUACCGCUGUUUCCUGAUCGAGCUUCACAAGCUGGGAGUCAAAGCAGUGGUCACGCUGUACCACUCCAGCCAUAGGUCCCCAACACUGGGCAUGCCUAAGCCACUGCAGGCAACCGGAGGCUGGCUGAACCAUAGCACGGUCGAGGCUUUUGAGGCCUACGUAACCUUUUGCUUCCAAGAGCUGAGCCCUUGGGUCCACACGUGGAUCACCAUCAAUGAGCCCAAUCGUCUUGCUGAACUGCACAACGGUAGCGUAGAGGUGCACCGGCGGACAGCCCACCAUCUUCUCCUGGCCCACGCCCACGUGUGGCACGUCUACAAUGACCUCUAUCGGCCUCAGCAUGGCGCACAGGUCACCUUCACUCUGCAUGCUGAUUGGGUGGAGCCGGCCAACCCGUUUCUGGAGUCCCACCAAGCUACCGCUAGGCGCUUCCUAUUGUAUGAGGUCGGACGGUUCCUGGAUCCCUUCUUGGCCGAAGGCGGAGGGCAACACCCCGAUGAGGUGCGCGGGUACGCAGAGGACAUGGUCCAGACGCCUGGUCAAGCUGGCCUCUCUCCUUUACCCCACUUUACAGACGAGGAGCAGCAGAAGCUCAGAGGAGCCUUAGACUUCAUUGCUCUGAACCACUUCACCACACGCCUUGUCUCUCCUAGAAACUCCCUACACCGAAAUGCCCAGGCUGGAUCGAAUCAACACCAUGGUGCCAUCCAUGGCUGUUCCUUCUUCAAUGACCCCAAUUGGCACGUCUCUUAUCUGGGACAGGCUGUGGUGCCUUGGGGCCUUCGGAAAGUCCUCAAGUGGGUGAAGGGUCGCUAUGGAGACGCACGGCCCAUUGUCGUCAUGGCUUCAGGGGUGGAUGACCAGGCAUCCCAUGAUGACCAGCUGAGACAAACCUACAUUAGGGAGUACCUGCAAGAGGCCCUGAAAGCUCGAGAGCUAGAUGGCGUUGACCUCAGGGGACUUUACAUCUGGAACCUUCAGGACCGCCGCACCUUUCACUUCGGCCUGUUCGCCCCCACACAUUACGAGUCGCACCCCAAGGGCUCCGUCACGACGUACCAGGAAAUCAUCUCCCACCGUGGCUUCCCAUCUGGGGACGGAGGAACGCAAGAGUCCUGCCACCAGCCGCCUCCUGCCCGCGCCUACAGCUGCUCAGUCUGCACAAAGAUGUCUGAGAACAAGCCGCUGCUGUUCUUCGGCUUCUGCAUGUUGGUCAGCGCCGCUAUUCUCAGCGGAGUUUUAGUGGGGACCCUCAGGAGGAAGCUCAGCAUGGGGAGAAGACGCGCGGCACGCCCCAUGAGCCCCCAGCGAGUCACCAAGCAGCACUGGGAGCGAUUUGCCAUGCAGCGCGUCGUGCGCAGGCUGUGACGGACAGACUAUUUGCACAGCUGUCUUGCACAGCCUUUUACAUGCUGAUGAAUAGGUUUAAUAUAGAGACAAUGGGCCAAUCAUUUUGGUGAUUUUGGUCUUUGUGUUCGUGCAAUGCUUUGUAAUGUAAAUGACUCAUGUUCUAUCAAUAGCCGUGGCACUUUCACCUACUGCUUCACUUGCUGUUCUUGAAGUUGAUACCUCAAUGUUGGCUCUUUUGCAUGAGAAUGUACAGGAGAGUUCUGACUUUAGACUGUUAUAGCAAAACCAGUCAUCUGACAAAUGAAUGGACUGAUUACUUGUAUGGAUAUUGUAUGUAUUGUAUGUGUGUGUGUGUGGGCGCGUGCGUGCAUGCGUGUGUGUGUGUGUGUGUUGGGGAACAAAGCUAGUUGCAUACUUUGCAUACAUGUUUUCAACAAUGCACUUUAUUGUUUUAGCAUCAAUGUUUUAUCAGUGGUUUUCCAGUUGUGUUUUGUAUUGCAAUAGCCUGUAGCCAUCGUUCAUUUCACCUGUUUACAACAAUCACCUGUUUUCUUAUAAUUUUCUGUGAUCGCUUACACUGUUGUAUUGUAAGCUAUGACACAUAUUCAUUAUACAAUUUCAAUGUUCCUUUGAAAAGUAUGGAGUCAGACAUUGUGUUCUUUAGAAAUGAAAAACCUUUGGUGCUGUUCAUCUGCGCUACAGUUAGGCCCCCUGCUGGAAAUGAAUGUAAAAUACAACACAGGAGUUGUAGUCAGGUUCAUGCAUCAAUCUGCAUGCUUGUCUCUAUUGCUGUCCAUUCCCCACCCCC
Alosa alosa (allis shad) is the source of this 4020-nucleotide messenger RNA. It is a transcript of the gene klb, whose product is annotated as klotho beta. NCBI's taxonomy places the organism in Eukaryota, Metazoa, Chordata, Actinopteri, Clupeiformes, Clupeidae. Gene Ontology annotation, biological process: carbohydrate metabolic process; fibroblast growth factor receptor signaling pathway. The transcript has 5 exons. The record is from RefSeq and is a predicted model, not a curated record. Gene Ontology annotation, molecular function: hydrolase activity, hydrolyzing O-glycosyl compounds; fibroblast growth factor receptor binding; fibroblast growth factor binding. The coding region runs from base 60 to 3230 and encodes 1056 amino acids.